Molecule: messenger RNA, 1629 nt
Organism: Cucurbita pepo subsp. pepo (vegetable marrow)
Lineage: Eukaryota; Viridiplantae; Streptophyta; Magnoliopsida; Cucurbitales; Cucurbitaceae
Product: putative membrane-associated kinase regulator 1
Cellular component (GO): plasma membrane
Molecular function (GO): kinase inhibitor activity
Source: RefSeq, a predicted model, not a curated record
AAGUUAGAAAGUUACGAGCCCCGUCGUGCUCUUUUCCCACCAUUCACGUUUUCGCCACGUGACUCUCCAAUCCCACCAUUGGCCACUGACACAUGUCUUAAGCGAUUCCCAACCCCCCAUGUGAAAGCGACUACUCGUUUCCACGGCGGCGCGUGUUCUUCCCUCGCUCCCCUCGAGCGUUAGCCUACUACUCCUUUGUUCACACUAUAUGAACCCUCGUUCUUCUUCCUAUCUGUUCAAUCUGCGUUCCUCUCUCAAUUGUUAUUCGACUCUAUCUCUUUCUCUAUCUCUGGACCAUCAUGUAGCAGAGAGGAUGGGGAAACGAGCGGCGAAAACUUCGAGAUCACAAACAUUACCAUCAUCACCAUCGCGUUCUUUCUCUUCGUCUUCAUCCUCCGAUUUCGAAUUCACCGUCUCUGUUUCCCCUCGUCAAGCCUCCUCCGCGCUCUGUCCUGCCGAUGAGCUCUUCUACAAAGGUCAGUUGCUUCCUCUCCAUCUCUCCCCGCGCCUCUCCAUGGUCAGAACGCUCAUUCUCGCCUCCUCCAGUACGUCGUCGUCUUCUGACACGAACAGCACCACUGCGUCGCGCGAUUCCACUGAAAGCUCUACCGAAUCUCACUCCUCGUUCAAUAGCGACAUCGUGCUUCUCGCGGAGUGCGAUUCCUCUAGACCUAGCUCUGUCACGGAGGACGAUGAGUUCAGAACGCGAUUCGGUACCACUACGGCGAAGAAUCACAGUAACAGCAACUCCAAUCCUAAUGUGCAGAAUCCGAUUAAGAAGAGCAAAUACUUCUCGCUAUCGAGAUUUUCUUCCGUGUUUAGGAAAGAAUCGACGAAGAAUAAUCCGGAGCCUGAAACCGUAUCCGGAUCGCACGUCAAGAAAAUUAGUUCCUCUGCGAAGGAAGUUUUCAGGAAGUAUUUGAAGAAAGUGAAGCCGUUGUACGGAAAAAUUUCGCAGAAGCAGCAACAGCAGGAAUGGAAGACGAAGACGGAUAGAUCUGGUAAAGAGGAUAAAUCAUCGGACAUGGAGUUUUCAAUCAAUAACUCCGGGAAGGAAAGCAGAUCAGGAGCGCUAUCGCAUUCAUUCUCCGGUAACUUGAGAUAUCCGAGAAGAAGAAAUCUGGCUUCGAGUUGUCCGUCGUCGAUUAGAUCAUCGCCGAGCCACUCCGGUAUUCUAUCAUCUCGAACCGGAUUGUCGAGCAUGUAUCCAACCAGUAGAAUCGGAACGACGACGAACUACGUCAACAACAACAACACGUCGUCAAUGGAGGAGUUGCAGAGCGCAAUUCAAGGAGCAAUCGCCCACUGCAAAAACUCCAUGGUAGAAAACAAGAGGAAGACGACGACAACGACGAUGAUUAGUAAGGAGGUUUGAUUAAUGAAAUAAUUAAUUAACUUUUUGUUUCCCUAAUUAAAUGUUAAAUGUUAAUUAAGUAGCGAAACUUGCUUAUGUCUGUACUGCAGUGUCACAUCUCCCUGCUUGCUUUUAGGAAGAACUCCUGAUUUGAAAUUCUUGUAAUCUUCUUUCUUUUUCCUUUUAAUUUCUUGCUUGCUCAUGUCAUGUUCUGCUGUUUUUAUUUGACAUUAGAAUCUAAUCAAGUAUUGUGACUGUAGCCUUGGAAACUGUAA